Suillus clintonianus is the source of this 1344-nucleotide messenger RNA. RefSeq lists its product as uncharacterized. The transcript is spliced from 8 exons. The record is from RefSeq and is a predicted model, not a curated record. The coding region runs from base 1 to 1344 and encodes 447 amino acids. Lineage: Eukaryota; Fungi; Basidiomycota; Agaricomycetes; Boletales; Suillaceae.
AUGUCAUUCAGCGAUCUGGGGACGCAGAACGCUUCAGAUACCUACCAAUCUUUCUCGUACAAUCACCAUGUAGGAACGUCCACGACCCCAGCCGAACUUGCACAACGAAUGGAUAAAUUCGAAGCUGCUGGAUUGGCACUCGUAAUCCAAAUGGAAAGAAUGCGCGUGGCGGAAGUUAUAGCUGCCAGAGACACUGUUGUCGAACGCCUCGAAGACGCUUACAUCUCUGUUCGGCAAAAGACAGCAACGAUUGAUCAACUUCAGCGUGAGAUAGACAAUUUGAGGCGCUCUUCCACCCCAGCCGCAUCCGUGGAGAGGGAUGAUGAUUCACCCGCGCAGCUUCCCGUGCAAGACAUUGAUAUUCCACAACCAGCUCCGGUAGAUGUCACACACGCCGGGGACGUUAAUGUUCGGAGUGCAUCCGCUCAGGCCUUUCCUUGGCUGGCGCCUCUUGACAGACCUGGAACAGGUCCGCCACUCACGCCACCGCCAGAUUUACGCUCAGAAAGCCAGUGUGAUUCCAAUUCCUUCAGUCCGUCUUUUCAGUCAAACUAUUGCGCACGUCUCGAAAAUAAUUCUGACUCACGCAACUCUGAAACCGUCGACUCCAACCCUCCGAAUAUCCUCGAACCACUUCCGCCCGGCGAUGGACCUGAGGAAUUGAUUCUCGCAAGACAAGCAUUUCUUGCGACGCUUCCUCUCCCUGCUAAUAUCCCAGAUGACGCUCUAAACCCAAUCCUCAUUCCUCCACCGUACACCUUACAUGAAUUCUUGAGCAAUGCUUCUGGUAGUCUCAAAAGCUCCCUGUCAAACUAUCGCGUUCUCGGCCAAUUGACAACAUACUGGUGCCCAGAGCGCGAAGAACACGGCUACUUGAUCACCCCCGUUUUCAAGUGUAGCACCAACCCCCGAGUAACAACAGCACACCGAUGGACUGCGGUGGAUGUGAUCGGCACCAUGAGCAGGCCUACUGAGUGCUUCUACAACAAGGACGGAAAGUGGUAUUACGCUGGUGUAUACAAGGCUUUUCGCAUGGACGACUUAACCACGCAAGAGUGGGAAGCUCUAUCAACCGAGACGACCCAAACUCUUAUCAAGGAGACCCUGGCUGGCCGAAAGAACCUCUCACCCCAGAACCUCUACGAGACUGGACAGUUGUAUGCUGCUGGCGCCCUUCGCAUCGCGUGUAUCGGACUGCAGUGUGUAGGAUUCAGCUCUGCGAUGUAUCGCGCGGUCUUGGAACAGGCAACUCUGGGGAAAUGGCGCGGAAUAGGUUGGUCAGGACCCACCGCGAGCUCGUCCAGUGACACAACAAUCGAAGGCGAUGGAAUUCCUGGACCUUAA